UUAUACUGAACUAUAUGUUCUAUUAAUUGAGUGAUUUGGAUUGUAGAUGCAAGAUGUCAGUCUAUGUGCAAGAUUUGGAGGAAGGCGAGGAUCGCGUUGUCACAGACUCCGUCCAUGACAGAUUUCGACAAACGCGUGUUCGUUGUGACGAUUGCAACCGAGACAUUUCGGGAAACUGGGCUGCCAUAAGGAAGCACUUCGACGAUUCGCAUCCUUCUGAUAAACACUGCUGUUACUGCAAAGGCAAGGUUUUUACGUAUCGAACGAUCAUGACAACAGAUAAUAGUAGAGAAUCGUCAGAUAGUUUUGUAUAUCACAAAUGCAAGCACAAGGAACAGCUCCAAACGAACGCAUUGAAAGAACCUACAUAAAUACCAUAAUUUCUAGACACAAGAUCUGUGAAUUUGAUAUUUUAAAUAGAAAUGAGUGUACGUAGAAAUCCAUGACAGCUUAUACAAAGUAUAGUUCUUAGUAAUGAAAAAUGAGUCGAUUAAAAAAAACAAACAGAGAUUUUAUUAGAAUAUGUGUCACAAAAACUCUUGCCUAAAUCUAACAAAUGCUUGCAUAAUUAAUUGAUACCCAAGUAGAACACAGAAGUCAUGAGGACCUCAUUCAUCACUUAUAAGUCAAUUUUUAGGUAUCAAAUGACGUCAUGAUGACGUUCUGUGAUACCAUUAUGAUACAAUUAUGACUCCGUGUUCUACCUGGGUAAAAUAUCAAAAGAUAUGGUAAUGUCUUGCAUCAAGUACAAGCGACAGUUAUGAUAUUAUAUGCAUACAAUUCUUAUCUAUCAAUUAAUAUUCAGUGAUAAGAAACGUUUAAUUUUACAUCACGUGCAAUGCCAUUCAUAAUCUACCCCUGAUCUAUUGAUGUCUCUAUAAAGAAUAAACGUGAGACAUGUAUUUUGCAUAAAAAUAAAUCUACCUGUUAUAAAUGUAAAUAUUUUCUAUG
Messenger RNA from Mycetomoellerius zeteki, 951 nucleotides. RefSeq lists its product as uncharacterized. The coding region runs from base 54 to 371 and encodes 105 amino acids. The record is from RefSeq and is a predicted model, not a curated record. Lineage: Eukaryota; Metazoa; Arthropoda; Insecta; Hymenoptera; Formicidae. The transcript has a single exon.